Messenger RNA from Drosophila navojoa, 1811 nucleotides. RefSeq lists its product as uncharacterized. NCBI's taxonomy places the organism in Eukaryota, Metazoa, Arthropoda, Insecta, Diptera, Drosophilidae. The record is from RefSeq and is a predicted model, not a curated record.
CAAACUCAAUGCGUCAUUUCUGGCAUUAAACGUUUGCAAUUUCACAACAGAAAAGAAAGUUUGUUUUUUAGCUUGAUCAUAAAUUUAUAGAACUUAGUAAAAUAUUUUCAAAAGGUAAAGUACAAGUCAAGGAUCUUACGUGAAAUUGAGCACAUAUUAGUAAACAUUUUACCUGCUUACAAAAAACUCAAAAUAAUGGAGGAAUACAUGAAAUUGGUCGCCCAAUACAAACGCGAUAUAAAUUCAAACGUUGAUGAAAGCAGCUCCGAGAGCGACAGCGACUCAUACGUAUCAAUGGGACAAACGGAGCGCCGAACGUCGGUUAGAGAAACAAAAGAAGUCAAUGCGGAGAGCGGAAAGCGCAAGUCUGGAACGGCGCGGCUUCCAACUAGGCGACCAGAUCCCAACGUAUACAACAGAAAUGCAUUGCUCGCGCGUGAGAAUCGCCGCAAGAAGAAGGCGCACAUGGAGGCAGUCGAGAAGGAGUUGAAUGAAACGCGUAUCACAAACCGAUCGUUGCUAAAAGCGCUCAAAAAACAACUGAAGCGCACUCAGAAGCUUGAAAGAGAGUGCCAAUUCCUGAAGGAUACACUGGGUAACUACAAAGAAAACAAAAAUGUAGCCACUCAAUUAAAUAUGGGUAUUUCAUCACCGAACAACCGAGCCCCGUCGCCGGAGGGCUCCCUGAUAUCUGCGUAUUCGAGCAGCAGCAGCUACGAACCGCCGAUGGAGACCGACUCUUACGCAGGCUUCCUGAACGGCGACAAUGAUUAUCAGCCCACGCCAGCCUACGAAGAUGAGAGCUCCACCCGAUUCGUGGAGCAGAGCAGCUUUGACCUGCAGCAGAGCCAGCCAUUGGCCAUCAUUGACGAGCAUAGCUAUUUCAAUAAGUUUGCGGAAGUAGGCCUUUACAACCCUGAUUGUGAGUGGAGUCCCAGUCGUACUCCGCCCACGCAGCUGCUGCAAGACGACGAAAUCUUGUUCAGCAACGCAGACACAGACAUCGAAUGUAUUGCAAGUCUAUAAGUUAUAGUUUAAGGUGUUUUUUAUUACCUAUUCUAAGAAGUUUUAACCAUAAUUAGAUUAAGAUAUUCGAACGCGCUCUUUUUGUGAAUCGAUAUAAUUCUUUCCACAUUGACAAUCUUAAAACUUUAUUAGCUUCGCCCAUGGAGAUUAUGAUAGAACGACAGCCCACUGCAGCAGCCCUUUGGCUUCGACGUUUAAAAUUUGAUUCACACUUUCAGGCGAGUGUGGAGGCGAGUUGGAUAAUUCAUCCAGCGCGCAAAUGAUUCAUUUGAAGGUGGGUUUCCUCGCAGGAUCUGCAAAGAGCAAAAGUUCCAAAUGAGACUAUGAUCAUCUUUUUGUGCCACUUUUUCAGUUGCGGCCAGAAUUUAAGACGAAACUCGAAAUCUAACGGAUUUCCACAAUAUAUUUUCUUCCAUGGCUGAGCCCUAACGGAAGGAGAGUUGCAGGCGUCAAGUGUAUUAAAUACAAGCAGGCGUUGUUUUUUAUUUAUUGGUUUUUAUAGAAUUUCAAAAGUGACAAAAUUAUACUAAUUUAUUUGGAUUCUGAAAUGUUUCAGAUGUUUGUUAUCGCACAGUCAAUGUGAGAUUUCAUUGAUUUUAGUGGACAGUGAGGCUUGGAACACCGGUAUGUACUUCUAUCAUAACUCCUUAAAGGCAUAUGUUUUGUAUAUAUACCUUCAAUUAUUAUUAUUUGUUGAUUUUGGAAAGAAUUAUCGAUACGAUUUCAUCAUUAUUAUGCAUUUGUUAUUGAGCCCAAAUAAAGCUAUGACUACACAAUAUUUGUGA